GUGCUUUCUGAGAUAUACUAUCCAAAACCAAAGUAGAGAUGAGGGUGAUAGAAGAUGUGCUGCAUUUAAAUAGCUACAGUUUGAGAUGGAUGGAUCAAUGGAACAUGGAUCAAGAGAAGAUACACAGAGACUGCUGAUGCAUAGGGCCCAGAACUUGGUGCUACACCCCCGUGUUACAGUCGGAAGUACUCAAGGACAUGCUCCGGAGUGACCAGCAGGAGGCGACAGCGGCCUCCCACAAACUGUUCACAACAAGGAAGUCACAUCCCGAUAUAUGGUCAUGUGUCAGGACCGACAGCAUCCGAGCAGACAUGGCUACUCUGCAGUAUCUAAACGCUUUCAUAUCUGAGCGGCUGGCAGCGGCGGCUGUGGAGAUUUUCGGGGCGGUGGAGAAAACGUUGACUGAGUACCAGGGAGAGAUCAACCGGUUCAGACAGGAGACGGAUCAUCUGAGAACACUGCUGCUCUGGCCGCAAGUCAGAUUACACAGAUCAGCAUCUCAUCAGGUCAGUCCUCCUUGCUGUGAUAAGGAGGCUUCUCCCGAGUGCUGCCACAAGGAGGAGUGGGCCCCAGAUGUGAGCCUGGAGCAGCCCACUCCUCUGCAUAUUAAAGAGGAGCACGACCACAGGGCUGGUCAGCAAGGAUCGUCCUGUAGGCAGCAGUGCGAUACCACAGUGUGUCCUCAGAAUGUGAAAAGAGAAGGUCACGAGGAGCCGCCCUCACACCUCUACAGAAUAUUAACUGUUGAACAGACAGCAGAUGUCAAGGCUGAGCCCGAUGGUGUUGAGCUAAUAACAUCCCCAUCACCCAUGGAGGAUGAGGCCACCAGGGGAGUAGAUUCAGAGUCCCCUGGGCUCCAGCGAGAAACCCUGAAAGAUCAUCUUGAGAUCACUCAUCACGAGCAGGAUGGGUCUGAUGAGCAGCAGAACGCUGACCAAGACUGGAGCCUCUGUCAGGAUCACAAGGACCCUGAUCCCCCUCAGAUCAAAGAGGAAAAGUUUACAUCAUCUUGUCCUCAGGAAGAUACUGAACACUAUGAACUCCCUCGUCAGUCAGAGAGAAGUAUUUACGAUGAGCCUCAUUCUUCAGGCCCCUGCCACGACCAGACUCUGAGCAACAAAACAUUUUACACAGCAGAAGAAAAGAGGCGAGGUGUUGAAGGAGAAGGCUGUGAGCUGUAUGGACUGACCAAAGUUUGUCAGCCCUUCUACUCUGUGACUCUAGACCAUCCUGCAGCUCAGAGCGAAUAUGCUGAGAAUACAGAAGGUGUGGUAAAUGGUGAAUGGAUUAAGGCACUUACACCAACAAGAACAAGGCAAGGGAAAAGGCACAACUCCAACUUGUGCAGCAAGGACAGAGACGGCAUCGGAGUGGAAGAAAACGUAAAUGAUCUCACCAGGGAGAGAAGACACACUUGUCCCAUCUGUGCCAAACGCUUCAAGGAGUCGGGCCACUUGAAGGAUCAUGUGAGGAUCCACACAGGAGAGAAGCCGUACCAGUGUAAGGAAUGUGGCAUGAACUUCAGACAGAGUGGAGCUUUGACUCUGCACAUGAGAAUCCACACGGGGGAGCGGCCAUACCAGUGCACCGACUGUGGUCGGCGCUUCAAUAGAAAAGGUGACAUGGAGACUCACAGGGUGACGCACACAGGGGAAAGACCCCACCUGUGCAUGGUGUGUGGGAAAAGCUUCAAAAGGAAGAGCAACUUAAACACACAUCUAAAGAUCCAUGCAGAGGACAGAAUGGAUUAUGCACAGCCAUUGUGACUGUUGAAAUACUGUAUGUAUCAUCCAGAUAGUUACACUCUGGAAAACAAGGAUUAUCAGACAUAAUAUUAGGAUGUUUACUGAGUUCAUAAUACAUUUCUCCAGGAGACAUCAUGAAGAAACAUUUAUCUGAAAUGAUGAUUUUAUGAUCUCUGAUGAUGUUUAAAUUCACUUCCACAAACUUUGCCAGUAAAAUACAUUUGAGACAAUGUAAACAUUAGUUUUGUUCUUUUGUUUUCUAAUGCUAAUUAUGAAAGCUUGGUUCUUCUCAUUAAAUUGUGUUUUGGGUGUAUUGACUUUUCUUUUUUGAUUUAUUUCAUAUGAGGCUGAUGACUAGUGUCAUGUUAUUGUCAGCAUAUAUGCAGGACAACCACAGCUCCACCGGCAUUAUCUAGACAAGGUGCUGGAAACAUCACUGAGUCCAAACUGUUAGAGAAGAUUUCCGCACACGUACAUCUCCACCUAAGAUGGUAGAUUUUAGCACCGCGAUGACCAGCUGCAACACUGAGCACUGGUGUUCACAAUAGUGCACACAGGUACUGGCAAAUACUACACAAAAUAAGUAUAUCUUAGCUGUAUAUUUGUGGUGCACCUCCCAGGUGACAGUAUCCUCCUGAGACCUGGGUCCUCAUAUGACGACAUCACAUUUUUGGGUUUACUGCACCUUAUACUUCAUUCUGCUUAACUUAGACCUCAUUCAUGGACUCUUCUUUGUGCCAUCUAGUGGUAGUAAGAGCACAAUACACUAAUCCAUGUAAAAACAAGAUGGCAGCCAUCUCUGCCAAGUCCGUCUGCAGCUGAUCCUGACACAAAAGUGGAAAAGAUCCAAAACCUGAUCACAUUUUAUUGUUGACGCUUGGUUAUUUAUGAUUAAUAAUGUUUGUAGUCUGAUAUGUCAACAAAUUUUUUACCAAUUUUAGCAACAGUAACGAGCUAAGACACUGAAGUAGGAAGUACUCGUUCAAAGGCACUGGGACUUUAUUGUCAUCUUGUUUAAGGACACUGGGGUGUAGUCUCGUUUGAGGACACUGGGACUUUAUUGUCAUCUGUUUGAGGACACGGGUGUAGUCUCAUUUGAGGACAGUGGGACUUUAUUAUCUUGUUUGAGGAUAUUGGGACUUUAUUGUCAUCUUGUUUGAGGACAUUGGGGUGUAGUCUCGUUUGAGGACAGUGGGACUUUAUUAUCGUCUUGUUUGAGGACACUGGGACUUUAUUGUCAUCUUGUUUGAGGACAUUGGGGUGUAGUCUCAUUUGAGGACAGUGGGACUUUAUUAUCUUGUUUGAGGAUAUUGGGACUUUAUUGUCAUCUUGUUUGAGGACAUUGGGGUGUAGUCUCGUUUGAGGACACUGGGACUUUAUUGUCGUCUUGUUUGAGGACACUGGGACUUUAUCAGUGUUGAAAUUAAAAAUACAUACCGAACAACAGUUUGGGUCUCAGGAGGUUAAUUUCACAGUCCUAAUUUUAGAUUAGGACCGUUACUGAGGAGAUGGUAAAUAAUCACUACACCUUUAACAGGAUGUUACGAUGCCUUUUGAAUAGUUGGUAUAUACUAUAAUAAACAA
Molecule: messenger RNA, 3329 nt
Organism: Epinephelus fuscoguttatus (brown-marbled grouper)
Lineage: Eukaryota; Metazoa; Chordata; Actinopteri; Perciformes; Serranidae
Product: zinc finger protein 551-like
Exons: 5
Coding region: 198-1766 (522 amino acids)
Source: RefSeq, a predicted model, not a curated record